AAUAAUGCUUUUACCCCUAAAACAUUUGAAAACAAACCCCAAGAAAGAAAGUCCUCUUCUUGAAUAUAACUAAUAAAAAAAUUAAAUUUAAAAAAAAAAACAAAGAAAAAGAAAGAAGAAAAGAGAGGGCUUUGAUGAACUCAACUCAAUCAAGACUCAACUCUGAUUUUGACCCAUUUUGAAGCCUGUUUUAGUCUCAGUUGCUUUCAGUAUUCUUUUAUUUUAUUAUUCUUUCUAAUUAACAAUAAAAUAAAUAAAUAAAUAAAUAAAAGUAAAAUAAAAAAAAAAAAAAACUCUUUUGGGAUUUUCUUCUAUUCAAAAUUGUUCUCCUCCCCUCUGAAUCUGAUGGACAGACCGACCCAGAAAAAGUGUUGAACACUGGACAGACCAAUUUCCAUCGUAUAAAUAUACGUAUAUAUGUAUGUCUGUAUGUAUAUAUACGUACAUAUACACAUGUAUGAUAUAUCAGCAGCAGGAGUGUGGAGCUGUGUGCGAGUGUGAGUUUGAGUUCCCUCCAAUUCCAAUCCAAUCCAAUCAUGGGUUUCAGAGGAAAUAAAGUAUUUGGCAGAGCUUCUACUGAGCUGAGUUGCGCAUGUCUGCAACCGCACCAACCACAUCCACAGGACUCAAUCUGACCCACUCCACUUCUGAUUAUUUCCAUGCCUUUCUCUCUUUCUCUCUUUCUUUACUACUCCCAUAGGUCGUGGACUCUCCUGAAUGCCAGAUCUGUUGCUCGCUGGGCUCGAUCCUCCCCAGGUCAGUGAGACUUAGAUCACGGCAUUUCGUUGUGUUCUUUUUCUUCCUUUUUAUAGGAAUGUUAAAUACUCUAUCUUUGAAUGUCUGUGAUGGGAAGACAAGAACUGAUUUUUGACUUGGAAGUGAGUACUGAGUAGGAGUAGUAGUAGUAGUAUAAUACAGAGGAAAGUUUAUGGGUCCUGCUCGCACUCGGUUCGUAUCCCUGUAUUGUAUGCUCAUGUCACGGCAAUCUCAAUCUCAAUCUCAGAGAUAUCUGUAUCCAUUUCUGUUUCUGUUUUGGUAAAUGGGUAACGGCACCUCCCGCGUUGUGGGAUGUUUUGUGCCGUUUCAUGGGAAGAACGGUGUCGAUUUGGAGUUCCUUGAGCCACUGGAUGAAGGUUUGGGCCACUCCUUCUGUUAUGUUCGCCCCUCAAUUCUCGAAUCUCCUGCCAUUACUCCCUCAACCUCUGAAAGGUUCACUGUUGAUUCCAGCACUCUCGAUUCUGAAACGUUAAGUGGGUCUUUCAGACAUGAACUCUGGGAAGAUCAACCCUCCAGACCAAACAAGUGCUUCCCAGAAACCACUUUCAAAGCCAUCUCUGGUGCUUCCGUCAGUGCCAAUGUUUCCACUGCUCGCACUGGUAACCAAACUGCAUUGUUUGCCACUGAUGUCCUAGAGCCGGCUGCGUCCUUUGAGAGCACCUCCUCCUUUGCUGCCAUCCCUUUGCAGCCUGCUCCUCAUUGCUCUGGACCCUUGAAUGGCUUUAUGUCCGGACCCCUUGAAAGAGGUUAUGCUUCCGGUCCUUUAGACAGGAACGGUGCUGGUUUCAUGUCUGGUCCCAUUGAGAAGGGGGUAAUGUCUGGUCCUAUUGAUUCUACUGACAAGGCUAACUUCUCUGCCCCUCUUGCUCGCAGCCGUCGAAGACAAGGCCUCCACCGUCUUAUGAGGAGUGUGAGUGGGCCAAUGAAGAGCACUCUUUCUAGGACUUUUUCUAAGCAUUCCAUGGGGUCUGGUUGGAUGCAGCGGUUGUUCUUGCACCCAAUGACUCAAUUAACCUGGCAUCCUAAAGAACCAAAGUUUCGUCCUGACUUUUCUCGCAACUGCCCUGAUGGAGGACCAUCUGAAGGGGAGUACAGAAAUACUCACAACUUGCAAUGGGCUCAUGGAAAGGCUGGUGAGGAUCGGGUACAUGUUGUGCUCUCUGAAGAACAGGGUUGGUUGUUUAUAGGAAUAUAUGAUGGCUUUAGUGGGCCAGAUGCACCAGAUUUUUUGAUGAGCCAUCUUUACAGAGCAAUGGAUAAGGAACUGGAAGGACUGCUUUGGGAUUAUGAAGAUAAGCCUCCAAGUGAUCCAUUAAAUCUUGAGACCACUGCAGGGUGCAGCAGUAGGGAGGACAAGCCAAGUCAAGUAAUUUCAUGUCAUUUAGUAGAAUCAUGUAGUAUGGAUAAUUCUGGCUUUGAAGCAUCUUCCUCUGAAAUAGUUGAGGAAGAGGACAAAGGCACGAUUAAUGUAGAACAGCAAUUACCUAAUUGUGAAAAAACGAACAUCUCUGGUGCUCCAACUGCAAGCAUAACUGGUCAGGAAAGAAAAAGCAAGCGUCUUUAUGAGUUACUUCAGAUGGAACCUUGGGGUGAACAAUGUUCUUUUCCAAUUUCGGUACUGGGUGAUAAGCAACGAAAGGAGUGUCAGCCAAGUUCAAAUUCUUUGGGUUCUGGACAAUCUUCACAAGAGGGACAACUAAUAUCUAGCUCAUCGAAUACAAAGGGAGAGUGUUCUAACCAUCGGUGUGGAGAACCCACUACUUCCGGAUUAGGUGGACAGAUAGAGGUUGAUUAUGACCAUCAAGAUGCUUUACCUUCUCUUUCAGGGGAAAGGCAGAAUCCUGGAUUGCUCUUUCUCAGUUCAAAGAUUAGAAAAAUGUACAGAAAGCAGAAAUCCUUGCGUAAAAAGCUUUUUCGUUGGAGUUAUGAUUGGCACAGAGAAGAAACUUGUGCUAAUGAAAAAAUGGCAGAACAAUUAGGACCUACUAGGAGAUGCAAAGCAGGUACUGUUGAUCAUGAUUUAGUUUUAAAAGCAAUGGCACAAGCACUUGAACGGACUGAAGAGGCAUAUAUGGAAAUGGUGGAGGAGGCUCUUGAUAAAAACCCAGAACUUGCUUUGAUGGGUUCAUGUGUUCUUGUAAUGUUAAUGAAGGAUCAAGAUGUGUAUGUCAUGAACCUUGGGGAUAGCCGAGUGAUCUUGGCACAAGAAAGACCGAAUGAUCGUCAUCCUAAUCCAAGUUUUGUGAAGGAUGACGUGAGGCAUGGGAAUAGAUCCAGGGAGUCAUUGGUCCGUAUGGAGCUUGAUCGGAUAUCAGAGGAGUCUCCAAUGCAUAAUCACAACAGUCAAGUAAACAAGCUAAACAAAAAUAGGGAGAUUUCCAUCUGCAGAUUAAAGAUGAGGGCAGUGCAGCUCUCCACUGAUCACAGCACAAACGUUGAGGAGGAAGUUAUCAGGAUAAAGGCAGAGCAUCCUGAUGACAACCAGGCCGUAUUCAAUGAUAGAGUGAAGGGACAAUUAAAAGUCACCAGAGCCUUCGGUGCUGGGUUCUUGAAGAGGCCAACUUGUAAUGAAGCUCUUUUAGAAAUGUUUCGAGUUGAAUAUGUGGGAAAUGCUCCUUAUGUCAGCUGCAUUCCAAAUGUCAUUCACCAUCGACUUUCUUCUAGUGAUCGAUUCUUGGUACUCUCCUCGGAUGGGCUUUACCAAUUCUUCAGCAAUGAAGAGGUAGUUGCCCAUGUUACAUGGUUCAUGGAAAACGUCCCCGAAGGUGAUCCUGCACAAUACCUCAUUGCCGAGCUUCUUUUUCGUGCUGCCAAAAAGAAUGGAAUGGAUUUUCAUGAAUUGCUUGAUAUUCCUCAAGGGGAUCGACGUAAAUAUCAUGACGAUGUAUAUGUGAUGGUGGUUUCACUGGAGGGAAGGAUUUGGAGGUCAUCUGGAUAAAUUACUACUUCAUAUUUGCAUUCUUUUAGGUAGUUUUUUUUUCUUUUCCUUUUUUGAGUAUUAUUGCUCCUCAACAUUGUAAUCAUUUUUUGGUACGAGUAAAUCAAUCAUCUUUAGAAAUGAAAGUCCCAAUGCUCUCAUCUCAUGUAGUAUUUUGUAUUUGUGUAGAUAAAUUUUGGUUGCUGUUACUUUUCAUUUUCCCACAGCUGUUGCUUGAGAACUGGGGUUGGUUUUGUGACCUGUCUUGUCUAUAUGAAUCACAUUGCACAAUUCACAAACCGAACCACUAUUGGCUUUA
This is a messenger RNA of Humulus lupulus (European hop), 4013 nucleotides long. RefSeq names its product protein phosphatase 2C 32. Gene Ontology annotation, molecular function: protein serine/threonine phosphatase activity. Gene Ontology annotation, biological process: protein dephosphorylation. The coding region runs from base 1040 to 3715 and encodes 891 amino acids. NCBI's taxonomy places the organism in Eukaryota, Viridiplantae, Streptophyta, Magnoliopsida, Rosales, Cannabaceae. The transcript has 4 exons. The record is from RefSeq and is a predicted model, not a curated record.